AAGGGAAAUAUUUGACUACACAAGCUUUUCAGGUUUGCGUUCAUGGCGUCUCACAAUCUCAAUAAGCAACUCAAAGAACAAUUCGUCAGCAAUUUGACCGGAUCUUCUUUUACCAAAACCUUUGUGCUUCUAGCUAUUGUACCUACUUCAAUACUUCUGCGGCAGUCCUUCAACUCCUAUCACUCAAUUGAUGAGACGUCAUUGAAGAAGAAUGAUAAUUUAGUUUUAGCUUCCAAGAAUUUUUGGGCUUACAUUGCUACUAUUGUUGUGGAUUUUUUCUUCAUUGUCUUUCCCAUGCUUUUAUUUUUCACCGUUCUAUCAGAAUGGGCCUAUCUUGGAUGGUUUUUGUUGUUGCUAGUGUUCUUUUCGCUAACAGGAAAAAGAUUUGUUAUUUCUCCUAAUGUGGAAGAAGGUGCUCAUUCUCUUAGGCCUGUUAUAUCAUCAUACAGAGUUUGCACGAUGUUUAUGACAUGCUUGUGUAUCUUGGCCGUCGAUUUCAGAAUAUUUCCCAGAGAAAAUGCUAAGACUGAGACUUAUGGUACUGGUCUGAUGGAUCUUGGGGUUGGCUCCUUUGUAGUAGCAAAUGCAAUAGUUUCGCGGCAAGCACGAAAUGUCUUAUCAAUAAAUUGGAAAACUGCACUUAAAACGACUAGUCCACUGAUAUUGCUAGGCUUUGUUCGGCUUGUUUCUACAACGGGCGUGGACUAUCAGGUUCAUGUUGCGGAAUAUGGAGUGCACUGGAAUUUCUUUUUCACACUUGCUGGUGUAUCAAUUCUUACAUCUAUAGUAAAUGUUCCUCCUAAGUACUGUGGAAUUCUUGGUUCUGUGGUUCUAAUAGGAUACCAGAGUUGGUUGAAUCAUGGAUUAAAUGUGUAUCUGCUUUCUAAUGAAAGGGGAAGAGAUAUCAUAAGCCAAAACAAGGAAGGGAUUUUUAGCCUAUUCGGAUAUUGGGGCCUCUAUCUUGUUGCCGUCCACUUGGGCCACUAUCUUUUUUUUGGGAAAGGUUCUCAUUCCACGCUAAGAAGCAAUAAUGUGACGUUCAUUAAAGUCUGGCUUGUUGCUCUUCUGUUGUGGAUAUUGACUUUGCUUGUGGACAGGCACAUUGAAAGAGUUUCACGCAGAAUGUGCAACCUGGCCUAUGUUACCUGGGUGUUGUCUCUGAAUUUACAGCUUUUAGGAGGCUUCAUGUUAUCUCAGUACUUCCCUGUAUGCAGAAUUACAGCACUUGAAGAAGCAUUUAACCGCAAUUUACUGGCUUCUUUUCUUCUGGCCAAUCUGUUCACGGGGCUGGUAAACAUGUCAGUAGAUACGCUGUCUGCCUCAUCGAUCUCAGCUCUUUUAAUCUUGUUUAUGUACUCAUUUACCCUGUCUAUGAUCAUUGCGAUUGCAGAUUUUUGUGGCAUGAGGUUAAAAUUUUGGUAGGCUUCCACAGGUCCAUUAGAUACUGUUUUGUAAGAUGAAGAUCCAUAGUUUAUACGUUACAAGAAUCUCUUUAAGCAAAAUUGUCAAUCUAAACUUUACAUCUUUGGCUAGAAAUUGCCAAACUUUAUCAGCCUCGGAAUGUUUUAUAAAAUUUAACCUAGAUUUCAUGCA
Messenger RNA from Pistacia vera, 1593 nucleotides. RefSeq lists its product as uncharacterized. Gene Ontology annotation, cellular component: endoplasmic reticulum; membrane. The coding region runs from base 43 to 1422 and encodes 459 amino acids. Gene Ontology annotation, molecular function: glucosaminyl-phosphatidylinositol O-acyltransferase activity. The transcript is spliced from 16 exons. Lineage: Eukaryota; Viridiplantae; Streptophyta; Magnoliopsida; Sapindales; Anacardiaceae. The record is from RefSeq and is a predicted model, not a curated record. Gene Ontology annotation, biological process: GPI anchor biosynthetic process; protein localization to plasma membrane.